AUGUUGCUGCUUGCCCUGAGCAAGGUUCUUGCCGUCGCGUCUCUUUGGAUCACCGCCGCGAUGGCGCACUACAUCACCCUGACAAAUACCUGCCCCCAGUUGCACUCUCAUGGUGUCAUCGGUGACGCCGACUGGCAUGGACUCUUCAAGCCCAUCAAUCCUCAGAUUGGGCGGGUCGACACCGUCAACGACACCACCUGUUAUCUGAACACUGGGUUUGGACUCGUCACCACCAAUAUCUUUCACGAUGCUUCAGACAUCACGGUCAGUCUCAACCCCAAUCUCACCGGUGUGCCCCCCAACGCCGUCUUCUUUGGCGAGCUGGGUAUCGACGUUGAUCAAACGGACUCGCAUGAUACGAUUCGGUGCAGCAGCAAGGACAGAGGCAUCUGCAACGGCGACGUUGGCAUUCCCAAUCGCGGGGGACAUCCUGCUUUCGCCAAGCUCACCAUAACUUGCUGA
Molecule: messenger RNA, 462 nt
Organism: Jaminaea rosea
Lineage: Eukaryota; Fungi; Basidiomycota; Exobasidiomycetes; Microstromatales
Exons: 3
Coding region: 1-462 (153 amino acids)
Source: RefSeq, a predicted model, not a curated record